ACCUCUCGGCACUUCCUGGUUUUCUCAGAUGGAUGUUAAGGCGGCUGCCAAGCGCUCUGUCAAACAAGUCUAAAGUUGCCCAGACAGGGGAAGGAUGUGCCCGGCGGCGAGGAUACCACGGCCUGACAAAACGCAUUCGCCCUGUGAAGCCAGCCGUACAGAAUGAUCAACGCAGGAGGUGUUUUUUACGGCAGCCGAGCAACAGCAGCAGCAGCAGCGGGGGGAUCGUCAGCCGGGACGCUGGUGUGAAGCGGCGCGUUAGCCGCGGCUGCUAGCAGCGCAGCAGACCUGCUACUGCUAGCAUCCACUUGACGUCGGUCAGCUCGGUUCAAAGUUUGCCUCCAGACCCGAAAACGCGAGAGUCCGAGGGGACAAGAGGGGACGACAUGGAGAACAAGGAGAAGGUGCAGAUGAGGCAUCACCCUCGCAGGCAGCUGAAGAAGUUGAGUGAGGACAGCCUCACCAAGCAGCCAGAGGAAGUCCUUGAUGUCCUAGAGAAGCUGGGUGAAGGGUCCUAUGGGUGCGUCUUUAAGGCCAAUCACAAAGAAACCGGGGAGAUUGUAGCCAUCAAACAAGUUCCCGUAGAGUCGGAUCUUCAGGAAAUCAUCAAAGAAAUCUCCAUCAUGCAGCAGUGUAACAGUCCCCAUGUGGUGCGGUACUAUGGCAGCUACUUCAAAAACAGCGACCUGUGGAUUGUCAUGGAAUAUUGUGGCGGUGGAUCAGUGUCUGAUAUCAUCCGAAUACGUAACAAGACGCUCACAGAAGAAGAGAUUGCCACCGUCAUCCAUUCAACUUUGAAGGGUCUGGAGUAUCUUCACUUCAUGAGGAAGAUCCACAGAGACAUCAAAGCGGGCAACAUCCUGCUGAACACAGAAGGUCAAGCCAAACUGGCCGACUUUGGAGUUGCUGGACAGCUCACAGACACCAUGGCGAAGAGAAACACAGUCAUCGGCACACCGUUCUGGAUGGCUCCAGAGGUCAUCCAGGAGAUCGGCUACAACUGCGUGGCUGACAUCUGGUCGCUGGGAAUUACAGCCAUAGAGAUGGCCGAGGGCAAGCCGCCCUAUGCAGACAUACAUCCAAUGAGGGCGAUCUUCAUGAUUCCAACCAACCCUCCUCCAACGUUUCGAAACCCAGAUCAGUGGUCACCAGACUUUGUAGACUUUGUCAAAAAGUGUUUGGUGAAAAACCCUGAAAACAGGGCGACCGCCACACAGCUGCUCCUGCAUCCAUUUAUCAAAUCAGCCAAACCCAACUCCAUCCUCAGAGCCUUGAUCCAAGACGCCAUGGAGAUCAAGCUAAAGAGACAAGAGGAGGCAGAUCAGAGGGAACAGGAUGCUGAAGAUGAAAACAAUUCGGAUGAGGAUGAGGUCGACCAGGGGACGAUGGUUCGGGCCGGAGCGGAUGAUUGUGGGACGGUCCGGGCUGCUGGCUCGUUAGCAAGCUCGUUUAGCGGUACGAUGAUUGAACACGAGGACACGGGAACCAUGCAGUCGCAGCUUGGCACCAUGGUCAUCAACUCCGAUGAUGAGGAUGAGGAAGAGGCUGGUACUAUGAAAAGGAGAGAUGACACGAUGCAGCAACCCAAGCCGUCCUUCCUGGAGUACUUUGAGCAGAAAGAGGUAAACAAUCACAAUGAUGGAGGACGCCGCGGAGAAAACAAUGCAGAGAACCGCAAACUCCCUGCUGAAGGAGAUCUCGAAGUUGUCGGUACGUGGUCGGUGGAGGAGCUGCGGGUGAGGCUCGCCUCGCUGGAUCCUCAGAUGGAGCAGGAGAUAGAAGAGAUCCAUCAGCGCUACCAGGCCAAGCGGCAGCCCAUCCUCGACGCCAUCGCGGCCAAAAAGCGACUCCAGCAGAACUUCUGAGAAGGGUCUGCGGAGCUCUUUACAGGACAAAUGCAACCGGAUGGUUUCUCCUGUUUAAACUGCUGUUUUGACUGAUGUCUCGUCCAGAUAGCUGGACUUAAAGGAUUUAAUGUAGCUGGAUGUGACGUCUGGGAACCUUUUGGAAGAGGUGGAUCUUUGGGUGGAGAGCAAACUUCCGACACAACGUUGGUUUGCUUUGAGAGAAUCUGCACUCUUCUAGAGCUCCUUCAGUUUGAUGUGAGAGUGGAGUUGAAAGUAAAAGUUUUAGAUCAACAAGUGAUCUGGAUCUGUGAGUUAUUUUCAGCUCAUUUCAAACCUGCACGCUUUUGUCUGGUGCGACAGUGACUUUUCUCAGACCAUCAAGUUCCCUUUUAAGUUUUUAAAUGUUUUUUUUUUUAGGUUUUGUCAGUGGGUACUUUUUAUCGAGGGUUUCCUCUCAGUGCUGGAAAAAUGGUUGCUGCUAAAUGUUUUAGUGUUCCCACCCCAGACUGUGAAAAUCAAGAAAUGAUCAAAUAACUUACUUUCCGCCGAACUUGGAGGUUUUAAAUUAUUAGUUUAGUCCAGCACACGACUGCCUCCUUGGUACACAAGUCGAUCAGUUUACAGGUCAGAGUUUAAUUAGGACCCAAACCAACUUGAGGCCUUCAGGAACAGCCGUAACAAAUUUAACGCCGAGAAGAAAAGAGGCCGGGUUCCUUUUUUAUUCCUCAACCCGGGCAAUAUUUACUCACAUAGUUCAACCUUAGUUUCUUUAAUUCGGUACAUGUUUGUUAUUUUUCCCCUCAGCCCUGAAUGUUAAGCUUGGUGGUUUUAUUCUGCAUAGGAAAAGCUGAACCUGUGUGCCUCGUGACAUCACCGGCUCUGUUCCCUCUGAUUUGUUGUUUUUAAAGAGACCAACUGCAAAAAUCUUACAGAAAGGAAGCAGCAAGAGUUUAGGUUUUUCUUUUUUUUUUUUCACAUUAUGCUUCAUAGCCCAAUAAUGAUGGUGAAGUUGCCUUCUUCUCCCUAAAAAUGCUCAUUUCUUUCUUUUAUUAAGUGCCGCUGGUGCAGGCCCAUAGUUUAUCUUGUAGAAUUAUGCUUCUGAUGCGUUUAACUUAAUGGAUCCAAACUGGACAUCUGAGUUUUGACCCGACUGCAACCAUUAGUGUUACCCCUCCAUUUUCCUCUCGUUCCUUUUCCAUAACAGCAGCCUCCCUCUGGGACUCUCUGCUCCUGGGUCAGAUUUAUGUUCUGGAUAUCUUUGCAUCUUUAUGUCUGAACUGUUUGUUUGUCCGCUGUUGCCUUAGUAGACGUUCCUUCCCCGUGAAUCUAAAGAGUGAUCUGGGGAUCAGUUAAGACCAGAAAAAACGCAAACUAUUUAAAAGCACAAAACUAUAUUUAGAGUUAUGCCAGUGAUAUGAAGCUGGGUUUAGAGCACACUGCAAACGGAGAUGGGGCAUUUUUUUUAAGGUUUCCCACUGUUUUUGAGGCAUUUUAACUGCUUACAGUAAUUUAAAUUUAUUAGUCCAUUUUUCAAGGCCUUGGAAGACUUGUUUACACUUUUAUGAUUGCAGUGUUUGAAAGUAUUUACACGUCUUUAUGCAUCACAUUAGAAUUUUAAAUGAGGAGAAUUGAAAGCAGAGAGGAGCCGGUUUUGUUUGCUUUCAUUUCAUUUGGCUCUUGAUUAGUGGCUCGUUGGGAAAUUAAACUUGAUUUAGUGACAAGUCUAUAAGUUUUGGAUGUACUGACCUUAAGGUACAGAUGUGGAUUUGAAUGUUUGACAAUAAUUUGAGGUUUAUGGUUUUGGUGUUUAGCGUAAAAUAAUGUUUGAAGGGAGUUUAAUGUGAUAUUUUUGCCUUGUUUUCAUCACCAGAGCCCUUAAUGUUCUAAUUUUAACCUUUCUUUUCUACGACGUAUUGUAAUUCCAAACUGACCUUGAAAAUGGCAAUUAGACAAAUUUAUUGGAACAGAUUUAACGAGGAUACUUUUAUCUACUUCAAAACAAGUUUAAAGCGGUGCCAAAAGGCCUCAGUCCCGCUCUGAUCCAGCUCUACGUGCAUCAUUCCUAAGAAUCGCCAGCAUUUUCAGACAUAUCUGCUUCUCAUCCAGCACAAAUGGGCGGGGGGGGGGGGGAGACGUAAACAAAGGGAGCGAGUAUAUUUUUGUUACAUAGGUUUAGCGUUUGACACAGAAAGGAAGGACGCCUUUGGUCACUGUGUCAGAGUAAAACGAGCUUCUCAGGUCAUGAAACUCCUCAGGGGUGUAAAAUAAUGACGAUGAGAAAACUGCUGUAGAUAUUCAGGAGCGCUCCACGCAGAGCGAGCGUCUGUGAGUACUGUAUGAGAAACUUUGGGCCGCGCGCUUGUUGUGAGUCGGCUGGACUGCAGAGGAGAUCCCUUCGGCCGAAUGCUGUAAUUAACUGAGCCUGUUCUGUGGAUGCCAUGAAUCUCUCUAAUAACUCGUCUUCUGUAUUUACAAGCUAAAGGGAUUCUUAUUUUAAGCUGUGGUUUUACACUGAAUGCACUGUUUUUUUUUGUGACCGGCUGUCACCUCCUCGUAACGGACAGCACAGAAAAGGGACAAACCCUGAAAACGACAGUGAUGUCGAAUCGGAUGAAUAAUCUGCUGGGUUCUGCUGAAACGUUUAUGAAAUAAAGUCAAAAUCCACUGGAAACGUCGCUGACGGGAAGCUCGUCGCAAUGUCAACCAAAGUUUUGUUUCUGUCUUGUUUGAAAAGCAACUGUUGGACUUUUGAAAGAGCAGGGAGGUCAGAUAUGCCUCAGCAGGAAUCUGCAGCUCCACAAAAGCAUUUUUUUUGUUUGUAACAGCAGUAAACUUUGAGUCUGUUGGAAGAAAAAAAAAAAUACUUUAAGUGAAGCAGAUUGUGGGUAGUUUAAUUUCUGUUAUUUAAAUUAUUUACAUACAUUAGGUGUACUAUUGGAACUAAUCAUGCAAAGUGUAAAUCCUGCUGAAACAGUUUCUCAAGUGUUACCGCUGUUCUGGGAAUAAGUUUCUUUUUUUUUUUUUUUUCCUUUUUUGGUUUUUCAGUUUUGUAUGGCUUUUCAUCAACAUGCAGUGUUUUUAUAUUCAUGGAAAACUUAAUAAACGUUUAAGCAACAGACUUAAAUUGUGGAUAGAUGUAGGAUUUAUUAGAAAGUAUUAUGCCUCUGAUAGCGGCGUUUUGGUUCAUUCACCUUUUAUCUCACAGAAGUGAAUAAAUCGGAGGGGUUUAGAAGUUAUUGCCUUUUACUUUUCAGUCUCUAAGUACAAAACUGCUUGUCUGCAUGUGAGUUUACUCGUCACUCUCCGAGGUGUAUUUGCCUUAAAUUUACAGCAUGCAGUACAAGUCGAGCAUAUGUUGCGCUCAGAGGCAUUUGCUUUGUGUUUUAUUUGUUUGCUUCUUUAUUAAAGACAAACUAAACAUG
Fundulus heteroclitus (mummichog) is the source of this 5269-nucleotide messenger RNA. Its product is annotated as serine/threonine-protein kinase 4. Lineage: Eukaryota; Metazoa; Chordata; Actinopteri; Cyprinodontiformes; Fundulidae. Gene Ontology annotation, molecular function: ATP binding; protein serine/threonine kinase activity. Gene Ontology annotation, biological process: regulation of MAPK cascade; intracellular signal transduction; protein phosphorylation. The record is from RefSeq and is a predicted model, not a curated record. The transcript is spliced from 11 exons. Gene Ontology annotation, cellular component: cytoplasm. Bases 387 to 1865 code for a protein of 492 amino acids.